Molecule: messenger RNA, 1257 nt
Organism: Zasmidium cellare ATCC 36951
Lineage: Eukaryota; Fungi; Ascomycota; Dothideomycetes; Mycosphaerellales; Mycosphaerellaceae
Exons: 1
Coding region: 1-1257 (418 amino acids)
Molecular function (GO): catalytic activity; molybdenum ion binding; pyridoxal phosphate binding
Source: RefSeq, a predicted model, not a curated record
AUGUGGCAUCCCGUCGACUUCAUCAAUGGCCUGAAAGCCAUCGCCAAAAACCCGGAGGUCUUCAUCAACGACUUGAAACGAAUCGUCCAAGACCCACGCUUCUUCAGCGUCGACUCCGUUAACAAAUCCGCUAUUAUCCUCAUCGCCGUCCUUAUCGGCAUCUUUACUAUCGCCCUCUAUGCAAACCUGGGCAACAUCAGCGAUCGCCGCGACCUCAAACAAAACAACGCCCUAGGAACCGGCAGCGAAUCUCGUCAAGACCCCAAUGCACCCCCGAUCCCACCGCCCACCGAAGUCACCUCCCUCCGAAUCUACCCCAUCAAGUCAUGCCGAGGGAUUGAGCUCACGCACACCCGCCUCAAGAAAUCCGGCCUCCUCCUCGACCGCAACUGGAUGUUCAUCGGGCCCGACCGCAAAUUCCUCACCAUCCGCAGCGACCCCUCCAUGACGCUCAUCGACACCAAAGUCUACGAAUCGCAGGAAGACCACAACAAAGGCGAAACCUUCCUCGAAAUCAGCAUUCACGGCACCGACGGCCGCGUGACCAUCCCGGCCUUCCCCUCCAAGACCUGGCUGGAGCAAAACACCACCCUCAGCAGCGUCGAGAUCUGGGGCGCCGAAACCGACGGCUACGAAUACAGCGCCGCCAUCAACGACAUCUUCAAAUCCUUCUUCAACAAAGACGUCGCGCUCAUCUACAAAGGCCCCACGUCGCGCAUGGUCGCCAUCAACGGCCGCAAAGAACUCUACGGCACCGACACCCCCCACCACUUCGCCGACGUCAUGUCCCUCCUCGUCGCCAGCGAAGCCUCCAUCAAAGACCUGAACAACCGCCUCGGCCACGCCCCGGGUUCCAAAGACGCCCUCACCAUCGAACGCUUCCGCCCCAACAUCAUCAUCAAGGGCCGCGACGACCACCCCUGGGAAGAAGACACCUGGAAACGCAUCCGCAUCAGCACGACGCUGCCGCACGAGGAAGCGCUGUACAAACUCGAUCUGGACAUCGUGGCGCGGUGUGCGCGCUGCCAGGUCCCCAAUGUGAACCCGGACACGGCGGAGAAGCAUCCGAAACAGCCCUGGGAUACGCUCAUGUCGUUUCGGAGGGUCGAUACGGGCGGGCCGGCCAAGUGGAAGCCGUGUUUUGGCAUGAUGGCGAUUCCGAGGAAUGAGGGCAAGAUUGCCGUGGGCGCCAAGGUGGAGUGUUUGGAGACGACGGAUAAGCAUUGGUAUAAUGAGAGGGCGUUUGCUGAUCUUUGA